CUGUGUUUACAGCUGCUCACAAACAUUAAAAGGCUGACACACGAAUCCUAGCUAGACUAACCCUGUCGCAGUUUUUAAUUAAACACAUUCAGAAGAAAAGCAUCACUUCAUCUGUAAGUAGCCUCACCAUUAUAGACAUCCUGCUGUUUGACUGUCCAGGCUAAGUAAUGAUGGUUGAGGUACUAAUGAAUUAAACCCCCGAAUGAAUGUUGCACAUUUUGUGAUUUCACAUAUUAUUGAUAUGAAAUGAUAUUACAUCGAAAAGCAAAAUGUGGCUUAAGUCCACAGCAUUAGAUUUUAAGUAAUUUCAGCAUGUAUCUUAAUUAAUAAGCUCAAUGUCCAACAGCUGGUAAACUAUAAUAAGUAGUAAAAUUAGCAUAUUAACGUGUUAUUUUAUUAUAUAUAAUUAUGUCUUAUUAAUUCAUUCAAAUUCUAAGUGGUCUACUAAAAUGUCUGUCGCUAAAGGAAUAUUAUUUGGAAUUGAUCUUGGAACACCCUAUUCAUGUGUAUGGGUAUUUCAACGUGGUAAAGUUGAAAUAAUUGCCGAUGACCAGGGAAACGGGACAUCACCCAGCUAUGUGGCCUUCACAGACACAGAGAGACUAAUUGGAGAUGCAGCCAAAAACCAAGUUGCCAUGAACCCUAACAAUACUGUAUUUGAUGCCAAACGUCUUAUUGGCAGAAGGUUUGAUGACCCCAUUGUCCGGUCAGACAUGAAACUUUGGCCUUUUAACGUGGUUAGUGAUCGUAGAAAACCCAAAGUACAAGUUGAGUACAAAGGAGAAACUAAAACCUUCUAUCCUGAGGAAGUCUCCUCCAUGGUCUUGGUGAAAAUAGAGAUUUCGGACGCGUUCUUGGGACAGAAGGUUAACAACGCUGUCAUCACGGUCCCAGCUUACUUUAAUGACUCACAGCGCCAGGCAACCGAGGAUGCAGGAGUCAUCGCUGGACUAAAUGUUUUUAGGGUCAUCAGUGAGCCGACAGCCAUCGCCUAUGGUCUGGACAAAGGGAACAAAGGGGAACGCAAUGUAUCGAUCUUUGACCUUGGAGGGGGUACUUUUGAUGUGUCAGUCCUGGCAAUAGAAGAUGGAAUAUUUGAGGUGAAAGCCACAGCAGGGGACACACACCUGGGUGGGGAAGACUUUGACGAUCGAAUGGUCCAACACUUUACUGAUUAGUUUAAGAGGAAAAACAAGAAAGACAUAAGUCCGAACAAGAGGGCUGUGAGGAGACUGCGUACAGCAUGCGAGAGGGCACAGAGAACCCUGUCGUCGCACACCCAGGCAAGCCUCGAGAUAGACUCUCUCUUUGAUGGGAUUGACUCCUUCACCAGGGCACGCUUUGAGGAGUUAAACUCAGAGCUCUUCAGGGGAACAUUAGAACCAGUUAAAAAAGCCCUUAGAGAUGCCUAAAUGGACAACAGCCAAAUCCAUGAUGUUGUGCUCAUUGGUGGCUCAACACGAAUCCCUAAAAUUCAAAAACUCCUGCAGGAUUUCUUCAACGGUAGAGAUUUGAAUAGGAGUAUACAUCCAGACGAGGCAGUGGCGUAUGGAACGGCGGUUCAGGCUGCUAUUCUCAUGGGUGAUACUUCAGAGAAUGUACAGGACUUACUGCUCCUGGAUGGGGCUUCACUCUCCACUCUGGGUAUUGAGACUGCUGGAGGAGUCAUGGCACCCCUCAUCAAACGCAAUACCACCAUCCCAUCAAAACAGACAUAAAUAUUCUCAACGUAUUCAGACAACCAGCCUGACGUGUUGAUUCAGGUGUACAAGGGAGAAAGAGCCAUGACUAAAGAUAACAACCUUCUAGGUACGUUUGAACUCAUUGGUAUCCCACCUGCACCUCGUGGAGUCCCUCAGAUUGAGGUGACCUUUGACAUUGAUGCAAAUGGCAUCCUGAACGUAUCAGCAGUUGACAAGAGCACUGGCAAAGAGAACAAGAUCACAAUCACCAAUGAUAAGGUAUGGUUGAGCAUUGACAGGAUGGUUCAAGAAGCUGACAAGUAAAAGGCUGAGGAUGAAGUCCAGAGAGAGCGGAUUGCUGCCAAGAACUGCCUGGAGUCGUACGCCUUUAAUAUGAAGAACAGUGUAGAGGAUGAGAAGGUGGAGGGGAAAAUAAGUCAGCAAGAGAAGAAUAAAGUUGUUGAGAAGUGGUAAGAAGCAAUCUCCUGGCUUGAUAACAACCAGAU
Messenger RNA from Clupea harengus (Atlantic herring), 2188 nucleotides. It is a transcript of the gene hspa1b, whose product is annotated as heat shock protein family A (Hsp70) member 1B. The record is from RefSeq and is a predicted model, not a curated record. Gene Ontology annotation, molecular function: ATP binding; ATP-dependent protein folding chaperone. NCBI's taxonomy places the organism in Eukaryota, Metazoa, Chordata, Actinopteri, Clupeiformes, Clupeidae.